ACAGUUUCCAGACAGAGCACCAAUCACAAAUCGGUAGCUCUAUCAGCAGGAAUAGUUAUAUCGUCAUUUUUGAAUUCUCAUCAACAAGCAUCAUGCUACGAAAGGUCUUUGCCGUUGUCUCGGUACUCCUGGUAGUAAGUGCAGCCAAGGUGCCAAAACUGGUGCUGGACGACAACUACGUCAACCGAGUAGUUGGAGGAGAGGUAGCGAAGAACGGUUCGGCCCCGUACCAGGUAUCGCUGCAGGUUCCCGGCUGGGGUCACAACUGUGGAGGAUCGCUGCUAAACAAUCGAUGGGUACUAACGGCAGCACACUGUCUGGUCGGCUAUGAGCCCAGUGAUUUGAUGGUACUCGUCGGCACAAACAGUCUCAAGGAGGGAGGCGAACUUCUGAAGGUUGACAAGCUGCUGUACCACAGCCGAUACAAUCGUCCCCAGUUUCACAAUGACAUCGGUUUGAUGCGGCUGGAGCAACCGGUACAGUUCUCAGAGCUUGUGCAGAGCGUGGAGUACCUGGAGAAGGCGGUCCCGGUCAAUGCGACGGUGCGAUUGACGGGCUGGGGUCGUACCAGCACUAAUGGGAAUGUUCCCACGCUACUGCAGAGCCUGAAUGUUGUAACGCUGUCGAACGAAGACUGUAAGGCAAAGAUGGGCAAUCCGGAGAAUGUCGACUUGGGGCAUGUUUGCACACUGACCAAGGCUGGCGAGGGAGCGUGCAAUGGUGAUUCCGGUGGCCCAUUGGUGUACGAGGGAAAGCUGGUCGGUGUGGUGAACUUUGGCGUUCCGUGCGGUCGCGGAUUCCCGGAUGGGUUCGCACGUGUCUCCUACUACCAUGAGUGGGUUCGCACAACGAUGGCUAACAACUCGCCGUUCGCCGACGGUGUACCAAACAGUACCAAUUCUCCCAAUAGCAUCAUGCUACGAAAGGUCUUUGCUGUUGCCUCGGUACUCCUAGUAGUAAGUGCAGCCAAGGUGCCAAAACUGGUGCUGGAUGACAACUACGUCAACCGAGUAGUUGGAGGAGAGGUAGCGAAGAACGGUUCGGCCCCGUACCAGGUAUCGCUGCAGGUUCCCGGCUGGGGUCACAACUGUGGAGGAUCGCUGCUAAACGAUCGAUGGGUACUAACGGCAGCACACUGUCUGGUCGGACAUGCUCCCGGUGAUUUGAUGGUACUCGUCGGCACAAACAGUCUCAAGGAGGGAGGCGAACUCCUGAAGGUUGACAAGCUGCUGUACCACAGCCGUUACAAUCUUCCCCGGUUCCAUAAUGACAUUGGUUUGGUGCGACUAGAGCAACCGGUACAGUUCUCGGAGCUUGUGCAGAGUGUGGAGUACUCGGAAAAGGCGGUUCCGGCCAAUGCGACGGUACGGCUGACGGGCUGGGGUCGUACUAGUGCAAACGGACCAUCACCAACGCUGCUGCAGAGCCUGAACGUUGUAACGCUGUCCAACGAGGAUUGCAAUAAGAAGGGAGGCGAUCCAGGCUAUACGGAUGUUGGACAUCUUUGCACACUGACUAAAACAGGCGAAGGAGCGUGCAAUGGUGACUCUGGUGGCCCACUGGUGUACGAAGGAAAGCUGGUCGGAGUGGUGAACUUUGGCGUUCCAUGUGCUUUAGGAUAUCCGGACGGUUUUGCCCGUGUCUCGUACUAUCAUGAUUGGGUUCGCACGACGAUGGCUAACAAUUCAAACUGUAGAGUGAAUAGUGCCCUCAAGAUGUCUGAGCUGGUGAGCUUUAGACCAGGCCCAAGAACGGGCCCUCCUGGGAACGAUCACGACAGCGACGACAACGAUUUCAACAGUGUAGUGGAAUCGGAAAAUGACGAACCAAGCUAUCUGUUGACAAUGGUACAAGUAGUGAAUGUUGACGGAACACGUAUCUGGGCUCGAGCUUUACUGGAUGGAGGUUCACAGAUCAACAUUGUUACGGAACGAUUGGUACAGCUGUUGAGAGUCCAGAAGAGGAACGAGCAUCAUCUGCUUGGUGGAAUAGGGAAGGCACAGCAUUCGUCUCAUCAUUCUGUGAGCCUUGCUAUCCACUCUCACUGCUCUACCUUCAAGGCAAGCUGGAAGUUCCAUGUGCUGCGAGAAGUGACGUGGGACCAGCCAGCACAUGCAGUCAAUCCGGAAGGAUUGAACCUACCGAAGGGAGUGACGUUGGCGGAUCCUCAUUUCUAUGAGCCAGGGCCAAUUGAUCUACUUAUUGGGCGAGAAGGUUACAACGAUCUACUUUUGGGUAACAUUCUUCGGUUGAAUAGCCCAAAACUACUACUGCAAAACACGGAGCUGGGUUGGAUUGUCUCAGGUCAGGCAGUACAUGUGGAGCUUAUUGCCGAUUUGUCUACUCCAGCCUUCAUUUCUACAUUGAAGCGUUUCAUAGCUCGUCGCGGUAAACCAUCCGUAAUCCAGUGCGACAACGCCAAAAAUUUCCGGGGAGCUGAUCGAGCGCUCAAGGAGAUGUAUGAGCUGUUCCAGAAACAACAACAUCAGGAUGCUGUUACAACUUACUGCGGAACGGAAGGGAUCACCUUCAACUUCAUCCCUCCGCGGUCACCCCAUUUCGGUGGGAUCUGGGAGGCCGCAGUGAAGUCGCUGAAACGGCAUCUCAAGGCUACGAUAGGAUCCAGUAUCUUGCGGCGAGACGACCUGGAAAAUAUCUUAGUUCAAGUGGAGGCUUGUUUGAACUCGCGACCGUUAGCUGCACUUUCCAACGAUCCAGAGGACCUGGAAAUUCUGACACCUGGUCAUUUUUUGAUUCAACGGGCGCUUACAUCGGUCCCUGAGCCAUCUUAUGCUGAGAUUCCAGGCAACCGCCUGGACCGCUAUCAACAAUUGCAGGAGUAUAAACCAUACCCUGCCCCGGAGAUAUGUGACCAGGAAAAGGGACAACUUCAACUGCAGAAAAGUGAAGAGUCGGACCAGCGUGAACCCACCAACAAACAAAUUAAUGCAGAGCUGAGCAGCUUCGUGCAGAAGAAAUCGUUCGCCCAGAACAUGAUGGACAUUGCCCUGCUGUCGGCAAACACGAAUCAGCUGCGGUACGUAAUCGAUCUGGGGGACAAGCAUCCGUACUACAUGACCAGUCUGAUGCUGAUCAUCGUCAGUCUCGUGAUGCAGGUAGUCGUUGGCCUAUCGAUGCUGUACGUGAAUAGAUACAACAUGAAGAACAGAAGUGAGAUAAAGGCAGCCUCGCACAUGAACAAUCUUUCCGUGGCGGGUGUGUUUAUGGUAACGCUGGUCAACGUGUUCAUAUCCACCUUCAACGGUGCAGGAGCGGGUACACCUCCCAUACCGGAAACUGGCGGCGUGUGUGUUUUUCCUUCCCGAGAAUCGUCAAAUAGCAUCAUGCUAAGGAAAGCGUUCAUUCUUGUGUCGGCAUGUUUGGUAGUGAGUGCAGCUAAACUACCGAAACUGGUGCUAGACGACGGCUACCGAGUAGUUGGAGGAGAGGUGGCGAAAAAUGGAUCAGCACCCUAUCAAGUGUCGCUGCAGAUACCCGGCCACGGUCAUAACUGUGGCGGUUCUCUGCUGAACAGCCGUUGGGUACUGACGGCAGCACACUGUAUUGUUGGUCAUGAACCGACCAACAUUCAAGUGCUUGUCGGUACAAACAGUUUGAAGGAGGGCGGCCAGCUAUACAAACCGGACCAAUUGUUUCACCACAACUACGCUAGUCCCGAGUUCCGCAACGAUAUCGGUUUGAUACGUCUGAAGGAGGAGGUACAGUUUUCGGAGAUUGUGCAAAGCAUCGAAUACUCGGAACAGGUUGUCCCGGCGAACGUUACCGUACGGUUGACCGGCUGGGGACGCACCAGUGCUGACGGAAGUGUGCCAACGCUGCUACAGAGCCUGAACGUGGUAACGCUCACGAACGAAGACUGCAAGGCCAAGAGCCUUUAUCCCGAACAUGUCGACGUGGGACACCUUUGCACGCUGACCCGGUCUGGCGAGGGCGCCUGCAAUGGUGAUUCCGGUGGUCCGUUGGUGUACGAGGGAAAGUUGGUCGGAGUGGUGAACUUUGGCGUUCCGUGCGGGCUCGGAUAUCCGGAUGGGUUUGCGCGCGUCUCUUACUACCACGAUUGGAUUCGCACAACGAUGGCCAACAAUUCGUAACGGAUUUGCAGUCACGUGGUUUGAAUUGGUGAUUUCGUGUUCUGUUGAAUUCACCACUGCCACCGUAGUGCGCAUUGCAUAGUACCAGGCGCUUAUAAUUUUACGGGAGUGCACGAGAAACGUUGUACCUCAAAGUGUUGGGCACUGUAUGCGUAAGUGUAGAAUUUCUCAUAUGUUCGGUGUAAAGGAAAAGGGAUUUAGUACUUGAAAUAAAUUCAGUUUUUGCUAAACUUAA
Anopheles arabiensis is the source of this 4347-nucleotide messenger RNA. RefSeq lists its product as uncharacterized. Gene Ontology annotation, molecular function: serine-type endopeptidase activity; nucleic acid binding. Bases 93 to 4112 code for a protein of 1339 amino acids. The record is from RefSeq and is a predicted model, not a curated record. Gene Ontology annotation, cellular component: membrane. Gene Ontology annotation, biological process: proteolysis; DNA integration; cell adhesion. The transcript has 16 exons. NCBI's taxonomy places the organism in Eukaryota, Metazoa, Arthropoda, Insecta, Diptera, Culicidae.